Molecule: messenger RNA, 999 nt
Organism: Rhipicephalus microplus (southern cattle tick)
Lineage: Eukaryota; Metazoa; Arthropoda; Arachnida; Ixodida; Ixodidae
Product: transcription factor A, mitochondrial
Source: RefSeq, a predicted model, not a curated record
GUCGCAAGCGUGUCAUGGAUAGAGUGUACUAGAAGGAUCUUCAUGGAGGACGGUAGCAACGGUCGUGUAUUGACGGUCGUGUAUUGCGAGUAGUAGGCCGUGGCGCGUGCAGUCCGUGCAACUAUGCACGCUGGAGCACAGCCUGUGGCUGGAGUAACAUAACAGGCAAACGAUACUCUCCAAAAUAGUGUAAACAGCUCACCUUUGAACUACAGAUGUUAAGAGCGUGGCUAUCUUUUCGUGAACUCUCGACCAAAGCUAGUUUACCCUGCCGUCCGAAGCGCCUGUCUGGUUAUAACUUAUUUCUGAAGACGAUCUGGCCUUCGUUGAAAAAAGAAAACCCAGGAAAAGAUUUCCGAAAGGUGGCCUUAAUUGCUGCUGAAAAAUGGAAGGCGGUAGAUGAGGAUACAAAACAGCUGUAUGCCAAAAAAGCAAGGGAUACCAUGGUACUACAAGAGAAACAGUAUAAUGAAGAUCUGUCCAGUUUGAAUAUUGAAGAGAUUAUGGCAUCUGGUCAAAAAGCCAAGCACCCACUCCUGAGGAGAAGGAGUCGUCGUCUGGAGGCAAAGGUGCGACAGCUAAAGAAGCCAGGACUUCCUCGAUCGGCAUAUACUUUUUUCUGCAUUGAAGCCAGACAGCCCAACCGAAAAAUUGCUGAACAGGCAAAAGUUCUAGCAGAAAAAUGGAAAGCCCUUUCCGAGUGUGAAAAGCAGGUCUACCAGCGGAGAGCUGAAGAGGACAAAAGGCGCUACAAUGAUGACAUGAUUGACUGGGAAAUGUGCAUGCAGCAGACCGGAAACUCGGAAAUUCUACAGAAAUAUUUUCUAGAAAAGUAUACGCUUGAAAAUGUAAAAAAACACCUGGUCAAGAGACUAACACAAUGGGAAGAAAGCUUAGGAGGAUGAGAAGUGUUGGCAGAAAGAUCUGCUGAGUGUAAAUAAAUGGAAACAAGGAAAAGCAUUAAAAUAGUUGCCACUUUAUUGUUAUGUGGUGUUAUAU